AUGCUUAAUUCAACUCAUUUUCUCAUUUCAGGAUCUCUUUCCCAGCUCAAUGUAUGUGGUCGUCCACCCUUAAACACCCGUGUUGUUGGUGGACAGAAUGCCUCAGCAGGGGCGUGGCCAUGGCAGGUUAGUAUACAGCACCCUGUAUAUAAUGGUCAUUUCUGUGGAGGAUCCCUUAUCAACAAAGACUGGGUUUUGACAGCAGCCCACUGUUUCUCAAGCACUAACACUUCUGGUCUCACUGUGUAUUUGGGGAAACAGACUUUAAAUGGCUCUAAUCCCAAUCAAAUUUCAAGAGGUGUUAAACAGGUUAUCCUUCACCCCAACUACAACAGUGCAACCCAAAACAAUGACAUCGUUCUUCUGCUUCUGAGCUCCUCCGUCACCUUCACAAACUACAUCAGACCAGUGUGUCUCGCCGCUCAAAGUAGUAAUUUUCCAGCUGGAACCAAUUGCUGGGUCACAGGCUGGGGAAACAUUGCAUCUGGAGUGCGAUUGCCAUCUCCUGGUGCACUGCAGGAGGCAAGGGUGCCCAUUAUAAAUACAUGUCACUGUGAUUAUCUACUGGGAUCAGGAUCCAUUACCAAAAAUAUGAUCUGUGCUGGUUAUCUCCAAGGAGGCACAGACACCUGCCAGGGGGAUUCUGGAGGUCCAAUGGUAACUAAGAAGGGUACAGUCUGGGUUCAGGCUGGUAUCACUAGCUGGGGUAAUGGCUGUGCUCUGGCCAGAAAUCCUGGUGUGUAUACUCGGAUGUCCCAGUACCAGAUCUGGAUAACCAGUGUCAUCAAACAUAAUCUGCCUGGCUUUGUCAAGUAUUAAUACAGUGGGAGGACCAGUCACAAUACUAGUGGACAGAUAGAAUGAAAAUACUUUUAAA
Messenger RNA from Hemibagrus wyckioides, 877 nucleotides. Its product is annotated as serine protease 27-like. The record is from RefSeq and is a predicted model, not a curated record. The transcript has 6 exons. Gene Ontology annotation, biological process: proteolysis. The coding region runs from base 1 to 819 and encodes 272 amino acids. Lineage: Eukaryota; Metazoa; Chordata; Actinopteri; Siluriformes; Bagridae. Gene Ontology annotation, molecular function: serine-type endopeptidase activity.